GCCGAACGGAAAGAGAAAAAGAUUCAACUACACUACGAGAAUGAAAUUUGAAUUAUUAACAUUACGGGUUGGUUUCUUACUUUCUUUCUUUCUUUCUUUCUUUCUUUCUUUCUGUCGUUCUGUCUUUCUUAUUCAACAGUACAGAGUUUAAUGGGCGUUAAACAGGACGCGUUCUUUCAUGAUGCACCUCUUGGUCAUUGCGUCGCGCAAAUUUGCUUCCACUUGAAACAUUUUAAACGCCUCUUCAUACCGGUGUUCUCCAUUCUGUUGUUUCUGAACCCAAUAACGGCGCUUUAGUUUGUGAAGUCCUCAUACUAAAGUCCCCCACCGGGACUCUUUCAGUUCCCCUUUGGUUUACGUGCAACUGUAAACCCGCCUCAGAAAAACACCAGAAGCUUCACUUCCACUUUACUCAACUAAUCACAUUCUGUCUGUCUCUGUCUGUGAGCGUCUGAAGAGCUCUGAAUCCCCCAUCAUCCAGCAUGUCUCUCCCGCAACAGCUGCGCGAUGAAAGUGAUUUCGACCAGCUUCCAGACAACAUCCCAGUCACUGCAACCAUUGCUGACAUUGAGGAAAAGAAAGGUUUCAUUGUUUACUAUAGGUUUGUAAUUGAGGUGAAGGCCAAAGGCAACAGUAAAUACCUGAUCUACAGAAGGUAUCGUCAGUUCUUGACUCUGCACCAGAGUUUGGAGCUUAAGUACUCAGCUGAAGCCCAGCCGGGAUACUACACCUGCCAACUACCUACCCUGCCAGCUUCAGAGAUGAAGUCGCUACAAAAGAGGAACUUCUUAGCAAUAAAAUUCUCAUUUAGGUUUGUCAGCCUUUCACUUUGUCUGUCAUGUACACGAAAACUCAGAGAAAAUGUUGUAGAAACCACUUCUUCUUCUGUUAUUCAUCUAAAGUUCACAAUGCUUUCUUUUCUCUCUUUCUCUCUUACUAGAAAAACCGUAAAGCCCAAAACGGACCUUCUCUCCGCACCCAGAGCAGAGGCAGUGUUUGACUUCAGCAGCAGCGGACGCCUGGAGCUCAGUCUGAAGGCUGGAGAUGUGAUUUUCCUCUUGCGGAGAGUCAACGCAGACUGGCUGGAGGGCACAGUAAGGGACAAAACUGGAAUCAUUCCCGAGUCGUUCGUGAACAUUAUUAAACCUCUUCCGGAGAGUGACUCUGACGAAGAGGGCGGAGCUUUCAAGAGCGGGAAUCGUGCUCCGAGUUCAUACAGCUGCCUGCGCUGCUAUCUGCUACAGCCAGAGGGCAUCGGCACAAGGGACAUUUGUGUUGAGGAAGAUCUCUCUAUUCAACCGUCUUAUGAAGAUCUGCUUUCCCGAAUGAGGGACGUCUUUCAAGUGGAAGCUAUUGCUUUGAACUACAGGGACCCUGAGGGCGAUCUGAUACGGAUAUUAGACGAUGAAGACGUCACUCUCAUGGUGCAAGAGAGCAAACAGACGGGGUCAAAGGUCAAGCGGCCCGUGAAUCAGUUUCCCUGGGAGCUGCUGGUCACGCAUGCCAAAGAUCUGUCCGUUUACAACACCGAGUAUUGAAACGAGCGAACGUCAUUUCCAAAUCAUUUGCACAACGUUUCUUAGUUUAUGGGGUUUUCAAAUUGCAAACUAUUUUUGGUUACUAAAAGGGAUAGUUUACCCAAUAAUAUUUCACCAUUUUGUCGUAUUUACUCAUCCUUGAAUCGUUUGUGACUUUUGAAGCAGAAUCAGUUGAUCCCGUCUGAAUGAUUCAUUUAUGAAUCAGAGUGAAUCGGUUCAGUGAUUCACCGAAUCACUGAUCUGGUAACAACAGUUCAAAGAUCACUGGAAGAUAAUCCCUGAAUAAUAACAACUUAAUUGUCCAAAAAAUUAUUAAAUGACUUC
Sinocyclocheilus grahami is the source of this 1862-nucleotide messenger RNA. RefSeq names its product neutrophil cytosol factor 4-like. Gene Ontology annotation, molecular function: phosphatidylinositol binding; protein binding; superoxide-generating NADPH oxidase activator activity. The coding region runs from base 483 to 1538 and encodes 351 amino acids. The record is from RefSeq and is a predicted model, not a curated record. Lineage: Eukaryota; Metazoa; Chordata; Actinopteri; Cypriniformes; Cyprinidae. Gene Ontology annotation, cellular component: cytoplasm; NADPH oxidase complex. Gene Ontology annotation, biological process: phagocytosis; respiratory burst; superoxide anion generation. The transcript has 9 exons.